Penicillium salamii is the source of this 1101-nucleotide messenger RNA. Lineage: Eukaryota; Fungi; Ascomycota; Eurotiomycetes; Eurotiales; Aspergillaceae. The record is from the annotation of a GenBank genome assembly.
AUGAACACUGUCGAUGCCUCCGAGCAUUACGAGCUAGGCGCCACCGACCUUUCUCCCUCUCUCCUCACAAUCGUCAUUGACACAAACCCACACGCCUGGGACAUCCUCGAAGACUCUCUCCCACUCUCCAAGGCGAUAGCCAACAUCUUGGUCUUCAUCAACGCCCACCUAGCUUGCAACUACGCCAACGAAAUUGCCGUUGUUGCCUCUCACACCCAAAAAGCAGCAUGGCUCUACCCAUCUCAAACCCCACCCGCCUCGACAGAUCAGGACGGCGACGUCUCAAUGAGCACAGAGACAACCCCCCAACCAAAUAAAUACCGACCCUUCCGCAUAGUCGAAGACCAAGUCACACGCAAUCUCAAGGAGCUCAUGGACUCAACGACCGCCACCCACCUCCACGGCAACACAUCCACCAUGCUAGCCGGGGCUCUUACUCUCGCUCUCAGCCACAUCAACCGCCGAACAAUUGCCUGGGCCGAAGAGCACGGUGGCGCAAACCCAGAUGACACAGCUGCCGAAGGCACCGCCCCAUCAAAUCGCUAUUCCGCCUCUAACGAAGAUGAGAAACUCCAGAGUCGCAUUCUAAUCGUCUCUGUCAGCGGAUCCAGUGAUUCAGCCCACCAAUAUAUACCCGUGAUGAAUAGUAUUUUUGCGUGCCAGCGCCUGCACAUUCCAAUCGAUGUGUGCAAACUCAGUGGUGAUGCCGUGUUCUUACAGCAGGCCUCCGAUGCCACAAAGGGUAUUUACAUGUCACUGACAGAGCCACGCGGGUUGCUGCAGUACUUGAUGAUGGCAUUUCUGCCGGAUCAGAGAUCACGGCGACAUCUUGUGCUACCCACGCGUGUGGACGUGGAUUUCCGUGCUGCGUGCUUUUGUCAUCGUCGUGUUGUGGAUGUUGGCUUUGUGUGCUCAAUUUGCCUUAGUAUCUUCUGUGAACCACCGCCUGAGAAUGAAUGCUUGACUUGUGGAACGCAUUUGGACGUUGGGGAUCACAAUGCAAAGCCUGCCUUGUUACCAAGGAGGAAAAAGAAGAAGAAGAAGGCCAAUGGGGCGUCUGGGGCUGGGACGCCAAUGUCUGUUUCGACACCAGGCUCCUGA